This is a messenger RNA of Nilaparvata lugens (brown planthopper), 3303 nucleotides long. RefSeq lists its product as uncharacterized. Gene Ontology annotation, molecular function: catalytic activity. The transcript is spliced from 2 exons. The record is from RefSeq and is a predicted model, not a curated record. NCBI's taxonomy places the organism in Eukaryota, Metazoa, Arthropoda, Insecta, Hemiptera, Delphacidae. Bases 1 to 3303 code for a protein of 1100 amino acids.
AUGACUGAUGCAGAAUUAGAGAUCCUGAUGUCGAAUUCUUGGUCGUGCAAUAAAUGUGAGGCUAAGUUACGCAGUCAACGAAAUGAUAACACAGUUGCAACGCCGGUGAAAUCAUCGCCAGGUAACGCUAGUACUCUGUCCGACGUAUCAGCGGAUUGCUUCAGGACAACUAUGUCCGACCUUGAAAAAAAAUUUGGUGAGGGUCAGGCAAGAUUAGAACUUUCGCUUGAAACUUGUUUGAAUAAGAUCAGUGCAAAUUCUGACACAUUAAUUAGGCUGGAGGGUAUAAUAAAGGCCCAGCAGGAUAUAAUAUUGCACUUAAAAACUGAAAACACUAAACUAAAAACAAGUGUAGAGGUGCUUAACGAUAGGGUGGAUUCACUCGAACAGUAUGGCCGUAGAAACAUGCUCGAGAUACACGGGGUUCCUACUGUGCAUGGGGAAAAUACUAGAGACGUUGUGCUAGCCACGUGUAAAGCAGUCGGAGUUGACCUGGGUCCGGAGGCGAUAGACAGCUGCCACCGCCUGCCCAAGGGGGCAAACCAACACUCCCCCGGGAUCAUCGUCAAAUUCGUACGACGAGAUGACGCGCACAAGGUACUAGAUAAGAAGAAACACGUGAGGAGACUUUCCACUCGCGACGUCGGAUUUCAAGCGGAGGAUCGCCCAGUGUUCAUCAAUUUGUCACUUACUCUGCCGCCGGCUGUGGCAUGGCCAAGCACAGUAAUCCAAACACAACCUAACCCUGCUGUAUACUUGGGUGACUUCAACAGCCAUCAUGAACAGUGGAAAUACAGACACUGUGAUGCAAAUGGGGAAGCUGUAGUGAGAUGGGCCGAGGAUGAAAACUUAAACCUUGUUUAUGACGCCAAGGACAGAUUCACAUUCAGCUCGGCUGCUUGGAGACAGGGAUACAACCCAGAUUUAUGUUUUGCAUCAACUGAUGAGAGAGGCAAACCUCUACCAGUCAGCCGCAGAGUUCUUUGUGACUUCCCCCACAGUCAACACAGGCCAGUUAUAAUAAGGUUGGGCAUCCAAAUCCCAUUAGUAACCUCCAUACCUCGUCCUCGGUGGAACUUCAGAAAAGCUAAUUGGGAACUCUUCUCAAAUGAGUUGGACAAAUGCCUGGGAUGGAUCCCACCUACCAGCAAAAACUGUAGCAGGUUUAUUGGAGCAGUGAUUAGCACUGCUAAGAAAUGCAUUCCCAGGGGGUAUCGCAGGGAAUAUGUUCCAGGCUGGUCUCAAGAUAGUGAGGAACUCUACCAUUGCUUUAAUGAGACUGGUGAUCAGGAGGUGGCAGACCAACUUCUCCAAAGCCUUGACUCUGCAAGAAAACAAAAAUGGAUGGAAACAGUAGAAAGUCUCAACUUCCAGACCUCAAGCCGCCAAGCCUGGACUUUGCUGAGGAAAUUGGGCAGUGCAGCACCUGCCCAGAGACCAAAGACAGGUGUCAGUCCAAAUGAUGUAGCAUCUCAUAUAACAGCCACAUCCAGAGUACCAAAAGAUAAGGAACAUUCAAUUAAGAUUAAGCAUGAACUGAAAAAGCUGAAAAAUGAAGCAAUGGCAACAGAAUAUGGUCAGCCUUUUUCACCUGAAGAAAUUGGAUUUGCACUCAGGGACACAAAGCCUGGUAAAGCACCAGGAUUUGAUAACAUAAAUCCAGAAUUCCUUAUCAACUGUGGAAAAUAUGCUAAAGUAUGGCUGGCAAGAUUUUUCACUGAUAUUAUGCAGACAGGUAACAUACCAAAGGAAUUGAAGCAAUCAAAAAUAAUAGCAAUUUUGAAGCCUGGAAAACCUGCAGACUUGCCAGCAAGCUAUAGGCCUAUAGCAUUACUAUCAGUACUCUUCAAAUUACUGGAAAGGCUAAUCUACAACAGAAUUUGUCAGAAGAUCUUUGAUGUAAUACCAAUUGAACAGGCUGGUUUUAGACCAAAGCGAAGCACCUGUGAUCAAGUUCUGUCACUUACCACAUUCAUUGAAAGAGGAUUCCAGGAGAGGCUUAAAACCUCCGCUGCUUUCAUCGACUUGUCUGCAGCCUAUGACACAGUUUGGAGGGAGGGUAUGAUAUAUAAGUUUCUUCAGGUAAUCCCAUGUAAACUGACAGCUCGUCUUCUAAACAACAUGCUGAGUGAUCGUACAUUCCAAGUCAUCAUGGGUGCCAACAAGAGUACACAAAGAAAACUGAAAAAUGGCCUGCCACAAGGCUCAGUCCUUGCACCUUUGCUCUUCAGUCUUUACAUUGCUGACUUGCCAGAGACUCAGUCUAAAAAGUUUGGCUAUGCUGAUGAUUGGGUACUAGCAACUGGGUCUAAAUCAUUUGAAGAAGCAGAGGAAGUCUUAACUCAAGAUCUGGAAAAACUUGGAAGAUAUUUUCGACAAUGGCGCUUGAAGCCAAACGCCAGCAAGACAGAGGUUUCAUGCUUCCACCUAAACAACAAACUUGCCAAGAAAGAACUCAAAAUUCAAUUUGAGAACACAUUGCUCCUCCAUAACAGCACUCCUAAAUACCUCGGCGUAACACUCGAUAGAACUCUCUCCUUCAAAGCCCACUUAACAAAAACAGCGGAAAAGUUGAGGACCAGGAAUAAUGUUGUUCAAAAGCUUUGUGGAACUAGCUGGGGGGCUUCAGCUUCAACCCUGCGCUCAACAGCUCUGAGUCUUGUAUUUUCUGCUGCUGAAUAUUGUGCACCUGUGUGGCUAAACAGUCCUCACACACACAGAAUAGAUGCCCAACUCAACAAUACAAUGAGAAUGAUUAGUGGAGUCAUCAAAUCACCUACUGAAUGGCUUCCAGUUCUAAGCCACAUACCACCACCAAACCUGCGUCGUAAAAAUGCUCUCAUCAGAGAAUUUGAAAAAAUUUCAAAUAACCCAGACCUGAGAAUACAUGAGGAUAUUGAAAAUGCAAAUAAAACCCGCUUGCGAUCAAGAAAGCCACCAACAAAAACUGCAAUCGAUACUGCUACAGAACAGAACUUCAAUUUGCUUAGUGCAUGGCAGCAGGAAUGGACUAUGAAGCAGCGAGAUCAAAUCCCAUGGUUCUCCCAAAAGCCACCAGGUUUUGGCUUACCAAGGAAAGCUUGGUCGACUCUAAACAGAAUUAGAACCAAGCACGGUCGAUGUGGUGACUUGUUGUAUAAAUGGGGCAAAAUACCAUCGCCCUCCUGUGAAUGUGGGGAAAAACAAACAAUUGACCAUAUAGUGAAAGAGUGUGCAAUCACAGCCUUCAGAGGAGGAACAGAAGAAGAUUUCUUGAUGGCAACUCCAGAGUCAAUAGCUUACUUAAACGGACUGGAUAUAUGA